UUAAGCUCUUUAUUGGAGUAUAAUUGCUUUACACUGUUGUGCCAGUUUCUGUCCAGCAUUUUUUUUCUUUUGAGUUAUUUGCAUUUUCAGCCUCCAGUGUAAUUUUUCUGGUGAACUAAUAGCACACAGUUAAAUCCUGAGCUUACCAGUGUGAAUGAUUUCUGAUUCAGACUUUUUUUUUAAUGUAACAUAUAUCUGUAAUUAACCUCACCUUCUAGAAAUUACUCAGAUAUGGUAUCAUUUUGUAACACUUAGGAAAACUGGCUUCAUUUUCCAGAAUUAGAAACUCAAGCCACAGGUAACAAUCCCAGGCUGUCUAAUCUUCCUGGCUGGUCCCUAAAGGAUGGAAAUGCUUUCUUGGACAAGGAGCUAAAGGAGUGCUCAGGUCAUGUAUUUGUGGAUUCUGUGCCCGAAUUCUGCCUACCAGAGACCGAGCUAAUAGAUCUGUCUACGGUAGAUGUGAUCCUCAUCUCUAACUAUCACUGCAUGAUGGCUCUGCCCUACAUCACCGAGCACACCGGGUUCACAGGCACAGUCUAUGCCACAGAGCCCACCGUUCAGAUCGGCAGGCUCCUCAUGGAAGAGUUGGUGAACUUCAUUGAACGAGUGCCCAAGGCUCAGUUGGCCUCCUUGUGGAAGAACAAGGAUAUUCAGCGGCUGCUGCCUUCUCCUCUCAAGGAUGCAGUAGAAGUAUCAACCUGGAGAAGUUGCUAUUCAAUGCAAGAGGUGAACUCUGCCCUUAGUAAAAUCCAGCUGGUGGGAUAUUCUCAGAAAAUUGAGCUUUUUGGUGCAGUCCAGGUGACUCCUCUAAGCUCUGGCUAUGCCCUUGGAAGCUCCAACUGGAUUAUCCAGUCCCAUUAUGAGAAAGUGUCUUACGUCUCUGGAUCCUCCUUGCUUACCACACACCCCCAGCCCAUGGACCAAGCUUCUCUCAAAAACAGCGAUGUUCUCAUUCUGACAGGCCUUACCCAAAUUCCCACCGCAAACCCAGAUGGCAUGGUGGGAGAGUUCUGCAGCAACCUGGCACUGACGGUCCGGAACGGAGGAAACGUCUUGGUCCCUUGCUACCCCUCUGGAGUGAUCUAUGACCUCCUGGAGUGCCUGUAUCAGUACAUUGACUCUGCCGGCCUCUCCAGCAUCCCUUUCUACUUCAUCUCCCCAGUGGCUAACAGUUCACUUGAGUUUUCCCAGAUUUUUGCUGAGUGGCUUUGUCACAACAAACAGACUAAGGUAUAUCUCCCAGAACCGCCUUUUCCUCAUGCAGAGCUCAUUCAGACCAACAAGCUGAAGCACUACCCCAGCAUCCAUGGAGACUUCAGCAACGAUUUCAGACAGCCAUGUGUGGUCUUCACUGGACACCCUUCCCUCCGGUUUGGGGAUGUGGUCCAUUUCAUGGAGCUCUGGGGGAAAUCUAGUCUCAACACUGUCAUAUUCACAGAACCCGACUUCUCGUACCUGGAAGCACUGGCUCCCUACCAGCCCUUGGCCAUGAAGUGCAUAUACUGCCCCAUUGAUACACGACUGAAUUUCAUCCAGGUGUCAAAGCUGCUCAAAGAAGUGCAGCCCCUCCACGUGGUCUGUCCAGAGCAGUACACCCAGCCGCCCCCGGCACAGUCCCACCGGAUGGACCUGAUGAUUGACUGCCAGCCACCUGCCAUGUCCUAUCGGCGCGCCGAGGUCCUCGCCCUGCCCUUCAAGCGUCGGUAUGAGAAGAUCGAAAUCAUGCCAGAGCUCGCAGACUCGCUGGUGCCCAUGGAGAUCAAGCCUGGCAUUUCCUUGGCAACCGUCUCAGCCGUGCUGCACACUAAAGAUAACAAGCACAUUCUCCAGCCUCCACCCAGGCCCACCCAGCCCACUGGUGGUAAGAAGAGAAAGCGGGCGAGUGACGACAUUCCAGACUGCAAGGUUCUGAAGCCUCUGCUGAGUGGCUCCAUCCCCGUGGACCAGUUUGUGCAGACGCUGGAGAAGCAUGGCUUCAGCGAUAUUAAGGUGGAAGACACAGCCAAGGGCCAUAUCGUCCUGCUCCAGGAAGCUGAGACACUCAUCCAGAUUGAGGAGGACUCAACCCACAUCAUCUGUGACAAUGACGAGAUGCUCAGGGUACGGCUGCGGGACCUUGUCCUCAAAUUCUUACAGAAGUUCUGAGUGGAAAAUCAAAGCCAUCUCCACUUCCCUGAAACCCUGCAGUCCUUCACUAUGGCUGCCCAGCGCCCAGCAGAGGAAGCACACACAGCCUGGCAGGUCUCUGGUUUGAGGAAUAAAGAAGUGGCUCAAGGGACAUUCUCAGGAGUUACAGCCAGAAUCUCCCAGUCUGGCUUCUUGGCACUGUUUCAGGCGAGAACUUUUCCUUUAGACUUAGGGUUCGUCUUCUUCCCAGUCCUGGCUUUCUCGGGUAGCCCGGCAGGUAAGGCAAUGAGCUGAGGAGAAGCGUGAGAGCGACGCAACAGCAGCUUUCCAGGAGGUUAAUGGUGGAAGGGGAGGUAAAAAGAUGAUCCUCAAAACAUUAGCAAAAUGAACCCAUCUAUCUGUAUUUUAUAAUGUGAGCUCAUUUUGUUAAUAAAACUUAUUUUUUAUAGAAGUAGCUGUGUUCUGUUGAACCUACACUUGAUACAUUCAUUUAGUAGCUGAAAGUAUAUGUAAAUAUACAGAACUAAACUUAGAAAACAGAGCAAAUUUUAGUUUGGUGUGUGCACUAAUAUAUUUCUUAAAU
Molecule: messenger RNA, 2710 nt
Organism: Hippopotamus amphibius kiboko
Lineage: Eukaryota; Metazoa; Chordata; Mammalia; Artiodactyla; Hippopotamidae
Gene: INTS9
Product: integrator complex subunit 9
Exons: 16
Coding region: 487-2145 (552 amino acids)
Biological process (GO): snRNA processing
Cellular component (GO): integrator complex
Source: RefSeq, a predicted model, not a curated record